Messenger RNA from Colletotrichum truncatum, 1461 nucleotides. RefSeq lists its product as uncharacterized. The record is from RefSeq and is a predicted model, not a curated record. Lineage: Eukaryota; Fungi; Ascomycota; Sordariomycetes; Glomerellales; Glomerellaceae.
AUGUUGUCAGUAGCAGCUCCUCGACUGCUGUCAAUAGUAUCUCCGCGUUCACGACAGCAAAUACCGCUUAUUUACGUCGCAUUGGCCGUUUGUGGCCUCUUCUUUCUCAUCCAAAUAACGUUCGGCAGCACCAUCUCCGGCCUAUUCCAUCACACCUCCCCGACAUCGAAUGUUGAAAGCAGCACCUCUCAACCGCUACCGAAGAAACCCAAAUAUAAACCGCAGCCAACAUGGGUUCCACCUCUAGUCAAAGACCCGUUUCCCCUGCUUAUGACUUCGAAACCACCUCCCAUUCCCGCCUGGAAUAUGCCGAAGCGCCCGAAUGUCUAUCAGAAAUAUGAUCUUCCAACUGCUCCACCACUGCUCAUUGGCUUCACGCGUAGCUGGCCGUUGCUGCUGCAAACUGUCGUCGGGUAUGUCACAGCAGGCUGGCCGGCGGAGCAGAUAUACGUGGUGGAGAACACGGGCGUGCAUGAUUCCAACGCAAUGGGGCGGUUGUCGCUGCAAAACCCGUUAUACCUUAACCACACACAACUGCAUAUGCUUGGUGUUAACGUUAUCCGUACACCUGUGUUGCUCACUUUUGCGCAGCUGCAGAACUUCUUUGUUUCGCUGAGCAAGGAUAAGAGUUGGCCAUAUUAUUUCUGGAGCCAUAUGGACUCGUUUGUGUUGUCUUUGGAAGAGGGAGUCGAAGGCGUCUCAGGGCCAGUGAACACACCAGAAUACCAGACCAUCUACGAACUCGCCACGAGGGAAUUGAACCACACGCUACGAACCGACUCCAAAUGGGCAACCAGGUUCUUUGCGUACGAUCACCUGGCGUUGGUGAACCCGAAAGCCUACGAAAGUGUGGGUGGCUUCGACACCUUCAUACCCUACUACAUGACGGACUGCGACAUGCACUGGCGUCUGGGUGAGGCGGGUUGGAGCAUGAACGAUGCUAAGGCAGGCAUCAUUACAGAUGUUGCAGCAGUACUUGAUGACCUACGAGUACUUUACCGCGAGGGAGAUAUCCCUGGCGAGUUAAGUUUCACAGAUCCGAAUCCACCACCGGAAAAGGUCAUAAGCGAGCAUCCGGUAACGAAAGCCAAACGCGGCCUUGAGGAGAGUCUUGCCCGUCUUCCAAACAUAAGUGACGGCGCAGGUCUGAACGAUCCUAACCCAUCAUCCAAAACUAUCGACCCGCUUCUUUCUUUCAAGAAGCUUUUGCACAUCGGCCAAGAGAUGUUCAACCACAAGCACGCCGAUCGCGACAGAAACACGUGGCAACUUGGCCAAAGAGGUGGCGAUCCCAGCGAGCCAUACUACUACGAUGCUAUGGGGUUUCAGAUAGGCGUAAACGUAAUUACAGAAGCUGGAAGAGAGGUUUUCAGGCGUAAAUGGGGACACCGAGGGUGUGACUUUGGUGCUGCGGGCUUGCACCCAGAUGAUGCUUGGAAGGUUGAAAAGGAUUGGGAGUAG